Messenger RNA from Penicillium egyptiacum, 1314 nucleotides. The record is from the annotation of a GenBank genome assembly. NCBI's taxonomy places the organism in Eukaryota, Fungi, Ascomycota, Eurotiomycetes, Eurotiales, Aspergillaceae.
AUGGUUCUGACCAUGGAAUCUGCCCGAAGCCUCUACAAAAAUGACAUCGAUUUUGCAGCGUUGGCGCUGCAAUCGCGCGACUUCGCCAAGCACUUAAAACCAAACGGACAGCUGGACUUCACUGACCCAGCCGCCGUCCGACAACUCACCACCACCCUCCUGCAACAAGAUUUUCAUCUGAAAGUUCAGAUCCCCGAGGAUCGACUGUGUCCACCGGUACCAAAUCGACUCAACUACAUCCUCUGGCUGCAAGACCUCCUCGACUCCACCGCCGGAGGACUACACGAAGGGUACGACCAAGACCGGGAGGUCGUUGGACUCGACAUCGGAACUGGAUGCAUCGGUAUCUACCCUCUGCUGGGAUGUGUAACACGUCCGCGGUGGACCUUCGUAGCAACAGAUAUCGACUCGAACAAUAUUCGCACCUCCCAGCAUAAUGCGGCCCUGAACAACCUCGAAUCACGGAUUCGGAUCGUGCAUUCCGACCCCGACGGCCCGCUCAUCCCGAUAGAAAAGCUGGGCUGCCAAACCCUCGACUUCACCAUGUGCAACCCACCCUUUUACACCUCGUCCAAUGAGCUGAAGCAAUCUGCUGAGCAGAAAGAGCGAGAGCCUUUCUCGACCUGCACCGGUGCCGAAGUAGAAAUGGUGACUCGCGGCGGAGAAAUAGCAUUCGUGAAGCGGAUGAUCGACGAGAGUCUCCACCUGCGCGACCGGGUCCAGUGGUACACAUCCAUGCUCGGCAAACUGAGCAGUAUCAACGCACUGGUGGAGAUGCUUAUCAAGCAUGGCAUCACAAAUUUCGCAGUCACGGAGUUCGAGCAGGGGAGCAAGACGAAGCGCUGGGCCGUGGCGUGGUCAUGGGGAGACAGAAGGCCUGCUAUGAAUAUUGCGCGUGGAAUACCCGGGUGCCCGAAGAGUCUUCUGCCUUUUCCUGCUGAUUACACAUUCACGCUACCACAUGGCACGUCUAUCGACACAGCAACUGCUAUUAUAAAUGCUGAACUCAGCUCAUUGCCUUGGUUCUGGGCGUGGGAUCAGGCACGUUCUGCGGGGACGGGAUUCGCUGCUGAGAAUGUGUGGUCGAGAUUCGCCCGCCGGAAGAUGAAACUUGCCGGUGGAGAGGGUGCGGCUAAAUUGAAGGUGAUUCCCGCCCAGGUGGCGCUGGGAGUACGUCUGCAGAUACGGCUGGUCCGGGGUCAGAAACCGGAGGAGAAAGAAGUGAAGGUUUUGGUCCGCUGGGUACAGGGGACAGAUAACGUCUUGUUCGAGAGCUUUUGCGGGAUGGUGAAGAGGAAGUUGGAAUCAGAAUGA